Molecule: messenger RNA, 2464 nt
Organism: Laetiporus sulphureus 93-53
Lineage: Eukaryota; Fungi; Basidiomycota; Agaricomycetes; Polyporales; Laetiporaceae
Exons: 9
Coding region: 1-1998 (665 amino acids)
Cellular component (GO): nucleolus
Molecular function (GO): GTP binding
Source: RefSeq, a predicted model, not a curated record
AUGCCUCGCAUCCGCAAAAAGACAAGCAAGCGCGGUUCGACCAACCAGCGCGAGAAAAUUAAGCACAAGGCGGCCGAGACCAAUAAGAAGAGGAAGAAGGAGGCAAAGAAAAACCCGCAAUGGAAAAGCAAACAUGAGAAAGAUCCUGGCAUUCCGAACAACUUCCCUUACAAGGACCAGAUUCUAGCUGAAAUUGCGGAAGAGCGCAGACGGGGCGCAGAGGAGAAGGAAAAGAGGAAACAGGAGAAGAAGGGUCUGAAAGCGCAGGGAGAUGAGGAAGCUGGUCAGGACGCUGCGGAGGCUGAGGGAAGCUUCGACGGUGUGAGGACACUCAGCGGAAGUAGGAAAGAGCAGACCGAACGACGGGUCGUCCCAUCUGCUGUUGAGGUCGAAGAGGAUACACCUAUGCUCCUGGAUCCCCAGCUGCCUGAUUUGAAGUCCGUGCUGGACAGUGCAGAUGCCGUCCUUCAAGUUUUGGACUCUCGUGAUCCAUUACGCUGCAGAAGCUCGCACGUUGAUGAGCUUUCGGACGGGAAGAAGACAGCUCUUGUCCUUAAUAAAAUCGAUGCAUGCCCUCGAGAGGCGGUAUCAUCUUGGGUGCAGUCGCUCCGAGGCCAGCAUCCUACUGUGCUAUUCCGUUCUGCCUCCGCCUUCCUACCAUCGACCGCUGAGGACGUUGGCAAAGGAAAGGAAAAGGAGCGCGCGGACGAUGCGUGGGGAGUAAAAUCCGUCGAUGCACUUCUUCGUCAAUGGGCAGAGGAAAAGACUGACGACGAACCGCUGGUCGUUGCCGUGGUUGGCGUCACGAAUUCAGGAAAGAGCUCGUUUAUUAACUCUCUCCUCCGCAAGGCCGUCCUUCCCACGUACAAGCUGGCCUCUGGGGCUCUGGACGGUCCUACGACUACCACGCACGCUCAGGAGGUGACGCUUGACCUUGAUGGGAAACAGAUCCGCUUGAUCGACACGCCGGGUCUCGCCUGGCAGUCUCCCGCAGAAGAGACAGAGGAAGAAUGGCAGCGACUCCGCGCGGGGGAUAUCCUCACGAGAAACCGAGGGCGGAUCGAUCGGUUAAAAGAUCCAGCACUUGUCGUGGCUAAAAUUGCGUCUCGUGCUGACCGCGAGGACCUGAUGCUAUUCUACAACCUUCCUGCCUUUACAGAGGGUGAUGGGAACGCCUUCCUCUCAGGCGUCGCUCGCUCGAAUGGUUUUAUUAAGAAGGGUAGCAUGCUCGACCUUGCGGGUGCUUCCCGCCUCAUUCUCCGCGAUUGGAGCACGGGCAAGUUCCCGCGCUACACCAUGGCCCCAUCGCCCUCCCCCACGUCGGUCGAGCCCCCCGCCUCCCUAGCUGACAUCCUCGCGCGCCUGCCCACCCGGAAGGAGAUGCGCAAGGCGGGAGGGAUCGUCAAGCUCAAGGCCGGAGAGUCGGAGAGCAGACGGGUCGUGUUGGAUGUUUCGUGGAUCGGGUCGAAUGACAGCGGGAACGGGAGCGGCGUAGAUGAAGAUGAGGGUGAGGAGGGUGAUGAACCGCUAGGUGAAGAUGCUAGCAUAGACGUUGAGGAGGAGAGUGGCGAUGAGGAAGAAGAAAGUGGCGAUGAGGACGACGACGAUGAAGAGGAGGACGAGAGUGAAGAGGACGAGGAGGCGAGACCAGCACUGAAAGGCAAGAGGAAACGUGCAGCGGCACCAGUACUCGCUCGACCGGCGAAGAAGGUCGCCUUCGCGCCUGAGCCGAAGGGAACGAAACAAGCACGCUCUGCUGCAGGUGGCCAAUCGCAUGCGGCCGCGCGCAAGGCAAGGACCCACACCCAGGCAGACGAUAUCCCCUCGACCAAACCAAAAGUCAAGGUGUCCCCAACACCGAAGGCAGCUCUAGCGGCAAAAGCCUCAAAGAAGGCAUCAAAUACCCCUGCCGUUAAGAAGGCCGCGAAUGCAGCAUCGAAGAAGACCGCAUCGACGAACGACGACGAGGAGGCUUAUGACUUCAAGAAGUUCUUCUAAGUCAGGCCUGAAGGCGGUCUAUCCAGUAUCGCUACUAUAUACAUGCAUCGCUAUAUAUACAUGCAUCGCUAUAUUACAUUGUGGGAGGUCAUGAUGUUCUAUUGCCAAUGUCUCUGUGUGUCUGGGUAUAGAUGAAAUGUGAGGGAGUGGCGGGGGAAUGAACCCAAAACGCUAUGAGACAAAACAAUCAUAAUGCGAGUGAGAUCGAGGACAUCAAGAAAUCGAGGGGAAUCCUGGGAAAUCAUGCAGCUACAGGAAUAAGGAUUACCGGUCAUGAGGCACGGAGAUGAAUGCAUGUCAAGAAGCCACGGAGAUGUCAGCAUGAUGUAAGCGGACAUAGCAGGCAGAGUUUAUGCGCCGCCGAUUUUGAUGACACACGUCCCGCCGUCCUUCAGCACGCCCCUUGGUCCGACCGCAUCGCGUCUGAAUACCUCCGGCGCACGCUCGAACGGGACCACGCGCUCAU